Messenger RNA from Vidua macroura (Pin-tailed whydah), 5072 nucleotides. It is a transcript of the gene HABP4, whose product is annotated as hyaluronan binding protein 4. The transcript is spliced from 9 exons. The coding region runs from base 89 to 1237 and encodes 382 amino acids. Gene Ontology annotation, biological process: positive regulation of RNA splicing; positive regulation of translational initiation. Gene Ontology annotation, cellular component: nucleus; cytoplasm. NCBI's taxonomy places the organism in Eukaryota, Metazoa, Chordata, Aves, Passeriformes, Viduidae. The record is from RefSeq and is a predicted model, not a curated record. Gene Ontology annotation, molecular function: RNA binding.
CGCCCGGCGUGCGCGUUGUUUCGGCCCCGCGCAGCAGCCUCAGGGGGCAGGGGGCGGUCGGGGGAGGCGAGGCGAGGCGGCCGCGAGGAUGAUGACGGGGCUGGUGGGCAGCCCGGUGGGUGCCGUCAUGCAGGAGAACUUCGGGUGCUCCGUCGCCAAUCGCUUCUGCCAGCUCCUGGACGACGACUCGGACCCGUUCGACGUCCUGCGCGAGGCCGAGCGCCGCCAGCAGCAGAGGAAGAAGCGCGACGAGGCGGCGGCCGUCGCCAGGAGAGCCGUGCCCGGCAGCCGGGCGGGCGGCGGCAAGAGGGAGACCCAGAAGGAGCGUAAGCAGACGGAGAGCUCCCCUGCACCCUCCCCUGCGGUGCCGCCGCGGCCAGGCCCAAAGCGAGUACCCAGGCAGGGAGAAGAACAAGGGUUCAGUAACAGAGGCACAGAGGGGAAACAGGACAAAACUGAAUGGAGACCAUCUUUCAGGGAAUACCGUCCCUAUGGAGCACAAAGACAAGUGGAAUUCUCAGUGGAACGACCAGUGGAAAGAUUAGACUAUGAAAGACCAAUAAGAGGCCGUGGUGGGGGAAGAGGCAGAAUGAGAGGUAGAGGAAGAGGUGGUGGAUUAAAUGGAAGUUUUGAUGGGUUUGACCAAAGAAGACGAAAACCUGAAAGACAGAGUGGGAAUGAUAAAACAGUUGUGAAAGCAGAUGACAUAAAGGAUGGUCAUGGAGCUCGCAACUGCAGAACAAUGAUUGAUCUGAGUGGGAACGAACAGUCUGCAUCUGUGGAGGAGACCAUGGGAACUCUUGAACAGCCAGGGACAUCUGAAGGAGAACCUCUGAGCAAAGCUGCUGAAGGAGACCCAAUGGAAGAAGUGGUUCAAGAAAUGACAUUAGAUGAGUGGAAAAAUCUUCAGCAACGGAAUCGACCAAAGCCUGAAUUCAACAUUCGAAAACCAGAAUCCACUGUUCCUUCCAAAGCAGUGGUGAUUCACAAGUCAAAAUACAGUGAUGAUUUGCAAAAAGAAGACUUUGAAGAUAAUUCUCAUGUCUUUCGAAAACCAGUGAAUGAUAUAACUUCUCAGCUGGAUAUUAAUUUUGGGAGUCUUCCUCGCCCUGGCCGUGGAUCAAGAGGAGCACGAGGUGGUCGUGGCAGAAGACCUGAAGAGACAGCAUCUCAACCAGAAGUAGUGCUUGUUGCUCCAAAUCCUGAUGAUCCUGAGGAUUUUCCGGCUUUAGCUUGAAGACCCAUCGUGAACAGUGCUUUAACAUACUUGAGCCAGAUUUUCUGUUCCCUGUCCAAGGGGACACAGAGAGCCAUUCUGGGGGAUAUGAGAAAACCAAGAAAAUGGUGCCAGAGGGGAUGACAGAAAGAAAUGAGAUGACAAGCACACUGGACAUUUUGGAAGUAGCUGUCAGCCUCACAGGAGUCUUCAAAUGCCUGCUCAACUUGAACAUGUUCUUUAAAUUUACUGGGAAAGCAGAUGACUAUAAACCUUUCACAUUUUCCAGUUCUGUGCCUCACUUCUAAGCAGUCUCCUUUGAGAGUAAAUAGUGGAUGAAACUUAGAAGAAAAAAAGAUUUUCUUUGGAGUAAGCUCUAAGGAAUACUCACAAUUUUAAAAGACUUUUCUCACUGAUAAGGCUUUACUUAAGUAGGAUGUAGUCAUCCUACAAAGACUCUUUUCUCUGUGCUCCAAACAGAUGGUCUGCAGAGUAGUUCAGCCCAAAGGAUUUUUUUUUUGCAUUGUUAAAUUACUUAUAUGACAAUGUGCCAUAACAUGAGAUUUUUUACUCUGCAAGAAGCUCAUUGUAGUGGCAUAGAGAUGCUCUGACUUGCAGUAGGAAAUAUGUGCAAAACCAAAGUGUUGGUGUUAGAGGAACCCAUGCUGCUGCUAUUUGAGUAAUUGAACUGGAUGAAAUAAUGCACAGCUCCUUCACUUUGUAGUAACAAGUUAUUACUUGAAAUCACUGCAGUUUAAGAUUUACCUGAUGCAGCCCUUUUUACAGGUGUUGUUUGUUUCUGCCAAAAAUGGCAAUUUAAUCAAUGUGGAAUACAAGUGAUCUGGUCUGUGGGUUUCUUGGAAUAUUUUGCUUGUUCUUCCCUUCUUGUUCCUAUUUUCCCAUUGGACAGGGAAGAAUGUGUCUGAAUUUUUAUUUAUAUUUUUACUUGCUGGGGUGAGUAUAUGCAUUGAGAUGUGGAGAGCUUCUUUGCAGGGCUUCCUUCUAUUUCCUGUCAUGUUUUGAACAUAGCCUUCUCUUCUACUGACCUGUUUUUGGUAAGGAAAGUGUUCAUAUACUUAAAAGUAAACCUCCCUUUUUCUACUAAAAAUUUAAAUAUUUGCUGUGCUGUGCUACUGGGCUCAAUCUGCUGUGAUGCAUUCAGUUUAGUUCUGACUCUUCUCUGAGAAGGCUGAGAGAAUUAUUUUAUUUUUCAAUCUCCUUCCUGCUGUUGCAAAGUUACUGUUUAUUCCUCUAACUUUGAUCUGCCUUUCAAAACAGAAUGACAAAUAGGUUCUUCGAGGAAUGCUUUAAAGGACUUGUGAAAAUGUCCACUUUUGGUCAGCAGAUUGUAAACUCCUAGUUAAAAGGGAUAGUUACAAGACUGUUUAAAAACAGAACAAACCAACCAACCAAAACUAAAAAAUACAACCCAUCCAAUCCAAAACUUUGUGAGAAUGAGAUUUAGUGUAAUUGAUUACUGCUUCAACCAGAAGUUUCUUAGAGCAUCUAUGUGUGACAAUUUUAUUUUUCAGUCUGUCAGACUUGAAUAUAGCUUAAGAGUUUCUCCAGUUGAUGGUAUAUCCAAGUAUAGAAAAUAAAUAAAUUGUAAGUGAUGACAGUGUUGCAAUUUCUUUGCCUAGCUGUGUGAUAACAGAACUGUAAAUCUCAGUCAUCUGUCAUAUUUAAGGUACCAAAGUAGCUGUAUCUGUUAAGCACAGAUUUGCUGCUGUCACUCCUGGUGUAGCUUUACUCCUUCAUGUAAAGCAGUUGGCAGCAGGUGUAAAUAUAUACACAAACACUAGUAGAACAUGGCAUGUAUAUUAAGAAGAUACUAAAAUGUGUUGCAGGUCUUAGUCAUGUUAUUCCUUAAUGCACUACUACCAGCUACUCUUUGGAUUAAUGUAGUGAGUGGCCUAGGAAGAACUACUGCAUUUCAGGUUAAGUUUUAGAUUCAUGUUAAGUUGCAGUAAGUUUGCAAAGAAAGGAAUUCACCUCUCUUAACGACUGUCACUUACAUAUGAUAGCGUUGAUAUGAUGUUGCUCAAUUGAAUCAUAUGCAGUACUACAGUUUAGGAUUGGCAAGCAUAUAUUAAUAUGAAAGUGCCUUUAGAAGAAAGAGGAGAGAAAUGUCUGUGCUUAAGGUAAGAAUACCAAAGAAUGAAUUAAGAGACUCAGAAGUAAAAACCCUGAGUUGAUGGAUAAGAAUAUUGGGCAUUUGAGCCCAUAAGAAAUGAGCUUUCAUCUGGUUACACUUUUUUGUAUGAAAACAGGCCUUGGGGUAAAAGUGUGCAUUGGGCCUAAACACAAAAUCUGUACCUCUAGUACACUUAUGCCAUUAAGAUUAUUAAUCUUUAACAUCAUUUUUCCUUUUUUUUCCAGAGCUGUCACAGGCACAUGUACCUAUGUUCAUAAGAAAAACUGAAUAUAUGUGCAUAUAUACACACACAUACAUACAUAUAUAUAUAUAUAUAUAUACAUACACAUGCAGCUGACUCUUUAUCAGUGGAUCAGUAAUUGAAUGUGAAAAAUGAUUCUUUGCAUAAAAAAUACAUUUUAAUCACUGAAUAUUGGGCAUGAAAUCAGAGCUUUUUCUCUUUGAGUAGUAUAUGCUGAGCAAGUACUGAACAGUUUGUGCUUGGAGGGGAACAGCCUUCAGUCUUUGGAGGAAGCAACAACUGUUACACUUUGGCUGUGUUACUUAAAAUGUAUUUCAAGUUAAAGUCUAUCUUCAGCAGAUUUUUAUUUCUUUUUUUUUUUAAUUUCUCAACAAAUGCCUUUUUGAAUUUGUGAUACAAUUGUUGCAGAUAGCUGUAUCUUCAGCACAGCCUCAGAUACUGUAUAUUUAAUGACUGUUACAUUGGAGAUUAACCAGUCCUAAAUAAAUUGAAUAAAGUUUCUGCUCUCCCUGUUUAGGUAACUAAACUAGUUACUAGUGUGACUACUCAUAAUCUGUAUUCUGUUGUCUCUACAAUGUUUUCCAGCUAGUUAGCAGGACUCAGUAAACUGUUGCUUACUUUUAGCAAUAGUAGUUCCUCGAGAUUUGUACAGUAGUGACUCUUUGAAUUAAAAAUACUGAAUUUUGUGUACUGGAGUUGAAUAAGCGGGAUAGUUCUGCAAAAACAUAAAAAUUUUGCACCUUGCUGUUACUUCUUUCUCAUGCCAGAAGAGAAUAAUAAGCUGACAUACUCUGAUCCAGGAAUUCUAUACUUGUUAGUUGCUUGGUUGUAUUUCUGUUGAUUUUGGAUUGAGUGCUUCUUUUCAGAGUUUCUGCUAGCUCUAGCAAAGACUUGGAACUUUAGAAGCUAGUGUGGGAAAAGUAAAACCCAAUGAAGCUGCCACAAGAGUGAAAGAAGACCAGAGGCUAGAAAGGUCUGAUCAGAGGGAGGAAGAGAGAGAACUCAAAAAAAUCAACAUUAAAUAGUAGUUCACUUUAAAAUAGGUAUGAUAGGUAGAAGUAUUUCAGUUGGUCACCAUUUUUUGCUGUUGGAUAUUUUUUUAAAAAGACUAAGCUAGGCCAUCACCCAUGCUUGUACAAAAAUCAGUGUUCCUAAAAAUCUAAUUCUUUUGGGAAGUCUUCACUGUCAUGGUAAGUAUCAAAGUAUAUAGUAUUUACGAUAAUGCCUGUUUCUAAAAAUUAAUACUAUAUAAUCAUAGAGGAAGGAGAAAUAACUAAAAUCCCAAUUGUGCUUUUUUCACUGUGUAACUGUAUCCCAGCAAUUCAAGUGCAGGUACGGUUUUCCAAUGUGAGUUCCUGGAAAUGUAGAGCCAGAAAGUCUCUAUUUUUGAAAUUUAAAAAAUGUCUGUUUUAAGAAUCUAUGCUUUAAUUAAAGAUUUUCAGGCAGCUGAGUGUGUUGUG